Nilaparvata lugens (brown planthopper) is the source of this 1143-nucleotide messenger RNA. RefSeq lists its product as uncharacterized. The transcript is spliced from 8 exons. The record is from RefSeq and is a predicted model, not a curated record. Gene Ontology annotation, biological process: positive regulation of synaptic transmission; calcium ion-regulated exocytosis of neurotransmitter; regulation of membrane potential. Lineage: Eukaryota; Metazoa; Arthropoda; Insecta; Hemiptera; Delphacidae. Gene Ontology annotation, molecular function: small GTPase binding; transmembrane transporter binding. The coding region runs from base 143 to 1126 and encodes 327 amino acids. Gene Ontology annotation, cellular component: cytoskeleton of presynaptic active zone; presynaptic membrane.
UAUGAUGAAAACCAGGCUUAAGUGGUACAAGAGGAGGUCAUUGACUGAUUGAUUUGUUCCAGAAGAUGGAGGCGGCGACAUUGACGACAGCCAAGAGGAGACGUGGCGGCGGAGCGGCGCGGCGCGGGAGCCGCGAGCCAGCAUGGCGACCCCGGCGCAGAUGAGUCGCGCGGCCAGUCGCCGUAAGUCGCGCGUCCAGAAGCAGCACAGCUACGACGAUGAGAUCAAGGCGGCAGGUGGUGCCGCUUCCGCUUCCGCUGCCGCUUCCACUACCGCUGGCAUGCAGCAGGCUGAUGUCGGAUUGGGUCUGCCGGUCCAGCUGCCUCGCAGAGCUUCGGCCUACGACGUUUACGCGACGCGGACAUCCGACGCUCUGACGGGACGCGACGGGUCGCCGGCCGUCGAACGACGUCGCUCGUCCUUCCGAGUACCCGCACCUGACCCGGACGACCAAACCGGAUCAGCACACUCUGCAGAAAGCAAUCAAGUUCCUUCAUCAUCUCUAGUGAUAGACGAAGACAGAAGAUCCAGACGGAGAGGCUCACAGCUGCCAGACAUUUCGGCGUUGCGCGCUGCCCGUAGCGACGGCGCGCGUGCAAGCAUAGCCGUGCCGCGUGCACCUGAAGAACACACAGCUGAUCCAAUCAGGAGACAGCAGUCGGUGCAGGACGGAGAAGCCAUCAAAAUCGUCAUACAUGACGUCGACUUUGAUGCUAACCUCAGCUCAAGAACGGGAUCGAAGAGGAGGGUGACACUGAGGAGGGAUCCAGCUGACAAAGCCCACAGAACGAGGGGCUUCGGCAUGCGAGUGGUUGGUGGAAAGGCGGGAGCAGACGGUCGUCUUUUUGCCUACAUCGUGUGGACUGUCCCUGGUGGCCCCGCCGAGAAAGGGGGUCUUCAACAAGGCGAUAAGGUUCUGGAGUGGUGCGGUGUUUCGCUGGUGGAUCGGAGCUUCGAGGAGGUGUGCUCCGUCAUGGACAGAACAGGGGACACCGCAGACAUUCUCGUCGAGCAUGGAAAUGACCUGAGAAUGUGUGAUCUACUAGAUGAGCCACUACCGGGAGCCUCGAGGAAAAACUCAGGGGAAGCUCUAGGAUUGCAGCUAGGUAAGUCACUUGAAAUUUAAAAAAAAAAAUUGAAUUU